AUGCCGCCAUCGGCCGGAGGAAGCAGUGGGGGAGGACGCAGCGCCCACGAUCUGAACCAGAGGAAACAGCCUCCAGUAGAUGAACCCAUAAAACAAGAAUGGGUCUCCAGCUGCCAAGCGAACUCAUCAGUAGUAAGUAUUGAUGGCUUUUCCACACUGCCGGAACACAUUCAGGACUUCCUGAGAUAUAAACAUUGCAGAUGGUUUCCGCAGCUCCUUAAUGCACACCAGAAAUGCGACGGAAGAGAUGCCUCUCGUGGGGUAUUCCUGCUUCUUGCCAUAAAGUCUUCUCCAGAAAACUAUGACAGGAGAGCUGUGAUUCGCCAGACCUGGGGUAAGCAAAACAACUAUAAUGGCUCCCAUGUCAAAAGGAUUUUCCUCUUAGGGACGUCCAAGAAGCAGCAGGAGAGCAGACAUUUGCACCAGCUUCUAAGAAUUGAGAGUGCGUCAUAUGGUGACAUCUUGCAGUGGGUCUUCCAUGACUCUUUUUUUAACCUGACUUUAAAACAGUUCCUCUUCUACCAUUGGCUGGAAGAGUAUUGCCCAGGAGCUCAUUUUAUCUUCAAUGGAGAUGAUGAUGUUUUUGUCAACACCUUCAAUGUAAUCACCUACCUACGUGACCUGAGAGCGGAUAGUCACCUCUUUGUUGGGCAACUGAUAGCCCAUGUUGGACCUAUUCGUUCCCCUGGCAGCAAAUAUUAUGUUCCCACACAGGUCACCGAAUCCGAUUCCUUUCCAAUGUAUUGUGCAGGAGGAGGAAUACUCAUGUCCAGAUUUACUGCCCACACUAUUUACAAUAAGUCUCUGGAAUUACCGUUGUUCCCUAUAGAUGAUGUUUACCUAGGCAUGUGUCUGCAAAAGGCUGGUCUAGUCCCAGGCUCGCAUAUGGGAAUGAGUACAGUAGGCUUGCACGUGCCAUCGCCCAAAAUGGAUUCUUUCAACCCGUGCUAUUACAGAGGACUUUUAAUGGUACACCGCUUCGUGCCAUACCAGAUGCUGGUCAUGUGGAAAGCUGUACAAGAUCCUCAACUAUACUGUGGACAGAAGCGCUCCUUUUAUAAUCAAAGCGGACAACUUCACUGGAAGAAAAGAUGUUUAUCAGCGUUUGUCAGCGAGGAGGUGUGA
Messenger RNA from Nanorana parkeri, 1125 nucleotides. RefSeq names its product N-acetyllactosaminide beta-1,3-N-acetylglucosaminyltransferase 3-like. NCBI's taxonomy places the organism in Eukaryota, Metazoa, Chordata, Amphibia, Anura, Dicroglossidae. Gene Ontology annotation, cellular component: membrane. The record is from RefSeq and is a predicted model, not a curated record. Bases 1 to 1125 code for a protein of 374 amino acids. Gene Ontology annotation, molecular function: hexosyltransferase activity. The transcript is spliced from 4 exons.